Lecanosticta acicola is the source of this 2468-nucleotide messenger RNA. NCBI's taxonomy places the organism in Eukaryota, Fungi, Ascomycota, Dothideomycetes, Mycosphaerellales, Mycosphaerellaceae. The record is from the annotation of a GenBank genome assembly.
AUGUCCACGCCGCAAGGCUCAUUACGCCAGCGCGGGAAAGACAGCUCAAACAAAAAGCGCCCUCAUACACCCAACAGCGAUGCCGCGAACGGCCAGAUCGAAGAGACCUGGGAGGUGUCGAAACAGAAGAUCAAAGAGACGGUGAAGCAAGACUGGGAUCAGAGGAUAGCCUUUACGAUCAUCACCAUCCUGGGCUUUUUGACCCGCUUCUGGGGAAUCAGCCAUCCCAACCAGGUUGUCUUCGAUGAGGUGCAUUUUGGCAAGGUGAGUGAAGGAAUGCGCCGCGAUGAUCUUCGUGGUAUAGCUGGACAAGGCUGACUCAAUUGGCGGACAGUUCGCGUCUUACUACCUCCGCCGCGAGUAUUUCUUCGACGUGCACCCUCCCUUUGGCAAGCUCCUUUUUGCAUUCGCUGGCUGGCUGGUCGGCUACGAUGGCUCCUUUCUCUUCGAGAACAUCGGUGACUCGUACAUCGACAAUCACGUUCCCUACGUCGCGUACCGAUCGAUGCCCGCACUCAUGGGAGCUCUUACAGUUGCAGUGACCUACUUGAUCAUGUGGGAAUCGGGCUACAGUCUUCCAGCUUGCAUUGUUGCCGCGUCGCUGGUGCUCUUUGAUAACGCGCAUGUGGGACAGACGAGGCUGAUAUUGCUGGAUGCUACCCUUGUGCUGUUCAUGGCGCUCAGCGUGCUCUGCUACAUCCGCUUCUACAAGCUACGCCAUGAUCCAUUCGGAAGGAAAUGGUGGAAGUGGCUGCUUCUUACCGGCAUCAACAUGAGCUGCGUCAUCAGCACAAAAUACGUCGGAGCGUUCACCUUCUUCUCCAUCGGUGUUCCCGUCCUCAUCGACCUGUGGGAUCUACUGGACGUAAACCGCAGACAAGGCGCGCUCAGCCUGCCCGAUUUUGGCAAGCACUUUAGUGCCCGAGUCAUCGGCUUAAUCGUUGUACCGUUCUUGAUGUACCUUUUCUGGUUCCAGGUCCACUUUGCGAUUCUCUCGCGAUCAGGGUCGGGAGACGACUUCAUGACGCCAGAGUUCCAGGAGACUCUGUCUGACAACUUGAUGGCCCAACAGGCCAUGGGAAUCGACUAUUUCGACAACAUCUCAAUGAGACACAAAGAUACCAAGGUCUACCUGCACUCUCAUACUGACAAGUACCCUCUGCGAUACGAAGACGGACGGAUCUCCUCCCAAGGGCAGCAAGUUACUGGCUAUCCACACAACGAUACCAACAACCUUUGGCAGAUCAUCCCCUCGGAGCCUUUGGAAGGACUUGGCCAUCACGUCAAGAACGGCGAUGUAGUGCGCUUGCGGCACUUGGUGACAGAUACCUGGCUUCUUACCCACGACGUGGCAUCUCCGUACUUCCCAACUAACCAGGAGUUCACCACUACCCCGCUUGAAGAUGCCAAUGGCAAUAGAUUCAACGACACGCUCUUCCAAAUCAAGAUCGACAACGGAAAGGACGGCCAAGAAUUUAAGACUCUGUCUUCGCACUUCAAGCUCAUCCACGUCCCGACCAAAGUUGCCAUGUGGACUCAUACGACACCUUUGCCGGAGUGGGGAUACAAGCAGGCCGAGAUCAACGGCAACAAGAACGCAUUGCAGACCUCGAACACCUGGUAUGUUGAGGAAGUCCAAGGCAUCCCUGUAGACUCACCUCGCCUUGUCAAAGAGGUCAGGAAACCAAAGAGCAUGCCAUUUCUGAAAAAGUACUUUGAGCUUCAGCGCGCCAUGUUCUAUCACAACAACGCGCUGACUUCGUCGCACCCAUACGCCUCCUUUCCAAUCCAGUGGCCAUUCCUUCUCCGAGGAGUCAGCUUUUGGACGGAGAACGAAACGCGGAGACAGAUCUACUUCAUGGGCAACCCUCUUGGUUGGUGGUUUGCAUCUGCUCUGCUUGCAGUGUUUGCGGGCAUCCUGUUCGCCGAUCAGAUGUCCGUGCGUCGAGGUGUCGAUGCACUCGACAGACGUGAGUAUCCCUCGAUCCCUAAAUCUUGAAUAGUCACUCACCGGCAUCAUAGGCACACGCUCUCGACUGUACAACAGCACCGGUUUCUUCUUCCUCACUUGGGCGGCUCACUACUUUCCAUUCUUCAUCAUGGGCCGUCAGCUCUUCCUGCACCAUUAUCUACCCGCCCAUCUCGCCAGCAGUCUUGUGGCGGGCUCCAUUGUCGAAUUUGUCUUCAACAUCGAGCCUCAGGAGAUUGCCAACGUGUCCGCCACCAACCCGAUUGUUGAUGGCAAGAAGGGCAACAAGGCACACGCGCGGCAACGCAGCAAGCCUAUCCGGGAACGCAUUGCCGGCCAAACCUUGCUGGCCACUUGGACCGCCUCCGGCAUCAUCGUCGCUAUACUUGUGUGGUCUUUCUGGUUCUUCUCGCCCCUCACUUAUGGUAGGCCUGGACUUGAAGUAGAUCAGGUCCUGGCGAGGAAGUGGCUGAACUACGAUUUCCACUUCGCUAAGUAA